AUGCACGACAUCCAAGCACUUCAAUCGAUUGGAGGUCUCGAAUUUGGUCGCGAGAAAACGCGUCACCUGUCUCGGGAAGAAUGGAUUUCAGCAUGGAACGAAGCCGUCGUGCGUGACAAACACGGUUACGAACGAUUGAUUUUUGACUUCGAAAGUGAAGUGGAAAACCAUAUGACAAGCUUAAUAACUUACCAUUUAUAUAAGUGCCCACCACCACUCUCGCCUUCACCACCAAUCAUCACAAUAUGA
This is a messenger RNA of Ambispora gerdemannii, 249 nucleotides long. Lineage: Eukaryota; Fungi; Glomeromycota; Glomeromycetes; Archaeosporales; Ambisporaceae. The record is from the annotation of a GenBank genome assembly.